Molecule: messenger RNA, 2287 nt
Organism: Anolis sagrei ordinatus
Lineage: Eukaryota; Metazoa; Chordata; Lepidosauria; Squamata; Anolidae
Source: RefSeq, a predicted model, not a curated record
CAGAUCCAGCUGACACUAGCCAUUGAUUCUUUAUUCCAGGGCUGCCAGGAAAGUGGGAUCAGAAGUCCGGGGGCCAGGCUCUUGGAGGAGCGGCUGACGGAAUUGGGUCUGUCUAGCUUGGAGAACUGAAGGCUGGGAGAAACCAUCCAGAUGCCACAACUGUGAGAAGUGUGUUGCUCAAAUGCCAUGUCUUCCAAGACACCAGGAAGUCCUGCAAAGAGUUCAUCGCUUAUGGACCAGAAGAGACUUCACGCAGGAGAGAAACUGUACACAUGCCCGGAGUGUGAGAAAUGUUUUGCCCGAAAUGCAGACCUUGUGAGACACCAAAGAAUCCACACAGGGGAUAAACUGUAUAAAUGCCAGGAUUGUGAAGAAUGUUUUGUUCACCAUCAACAACUAGUAAGACACCAGUUAUCCCAUAGAGAAGACAAACCAUACAAGUGCCAGGAGUGUGGGAAAUGUUUUGCUCAGAAUGUCUACCUUGUGACCCACCAGAGGGUCCACACAGGAGAGAAACCAUUCAAAUGCCAAGACUGCGGGAGGUGUUUUGCUCAGACGUCCUGCCUUUUGAGACACCAGAGACUCCACACAGGAGAGAAACCAUACAGCUGCGAUGAAUGUGGGAAAAGUUUCGCUCACAGUUCGUCCCUUGUGUACCACAAGAGACUUCACACAGGAGAGAGGCCUUACACGUGCCAGGAGUGUGGGAAAACCUUUGCUCGGAACGCACACCUUGCGGGCCACAAGAGGAUCCACACAGGAGAGAAACGGUUUAAAUGCCAGGAGUGUGGGAAAUGUUUUGUUCACCAUCAGCAACUAGUAAGACACCAGUUAUUCCACACAGAAGAGAAAACAUACAUCUGCAGUGAAUGUGGAAAAUGUUUUGCUCAGUAUGAAUACCUUGUGACCCACCAGAGACUCCACACAGGAGAGAAACCACACAUCUGCAAGGAAUGUGGAGAGUGUUUUGCUCACGGGUCAUCUCUUGUGUACCACAAGAGACUUCACACAAGAGAAGAACCAUACAAAUGCGAGUAGAAUGGAAAAUAUUUUGCUCAGAAUGCAUACCUUGUGACCCAUCAGAGACUCCAUGGAGAUGCAUAAAAAUAAUAGGAGUGUUUGAAAUUCUCAGACUCACAAACGUGUCCAUAGAUAUAGUGAGUUUUCUCUUGCACUGGUGAAUAGUUCUUAGCAGUGAUAAAUUCUAGCUAAUGUUUGUUAAGUUCUCCUUUGUUAUAUUAUUAUUAUUAUUAUUAUUAUUAUUAUUAUUAUUAUUAUUAGAAACACAACAAGAUGAGUCCACAAUUAACAAGAUCACUCUACCGGCUGUUGUAUUGCCUCACACAUCGGACACUUCCCAAGUGUCUAGGACUGUGUGAUAUAUUGGCGAAUAAUACGUGCAUAUCCCAGUAAGGUGGCCUUCUGCAACUGGCAGAUGGUAAUUUUGUCAGCGCUGAUUGUGUUUAAGUACAGGACAAGGUCUUAAUGCACCACUGCACCCAAUGUGCUGAUCACCACUGGGACCACCUUGACUGGCUUGUGCCAGAGUCUUUGCAGUUCGAUCUUUAAAUCCUCAUAUCAUGCCAGCUUUUCCAGUUCUUUCUCUUCAAUCCUGCUGUCGCCUGGGAUUGCAACAUCGACAAUCCACACUCUGUUUUUUAACACGAUCCUGAGAUCAGGAGUAUUAUGCUCCAAAACUCUGUCUGUCUGAAUUCGGAAGUCCCAGAGUAGUUUGACAUGUUCAUUUUUUGUAACUUUUUCAGGCUUAUGAUCUCACCAGUUCUUUGUCACAGGCAGAUAGUAUUUGUGGCACAAGUUCUACUGAAUCAUCUUCUUGCAGCAGCUGAGGAUGUGAUCUAUUGUUUCAACUGCUUCCUUGGAGAGUCUAUUAUUAUUAUUAUUAUUAUUAUUAUUAGAAACACAACAAGAUUAGUACACAGCAGACAAGAUCACUCUGCUAGCUGUUGUAUUGGAUCACACGUCAGACUUUUCCCAAGUGUCUAGGACUGUGUGAUGUAUCAGCGGAUAAUGUGUGCAGAUCUGAGUAGGGUAGCCUUUUGCAGCUGACAGAGAGUAGUUUUGUCUGCGCUGAUUGUUUUCAAGUGCAGAUCAAGGUCUUUAGGCACUGCAUCCAGUGUGCUGAUGUCCACUGGGACCACCAUGGCUUGUGCCAUGAUGAUGAUGAUGAUUAUUAUUAUUAUUAUUACAGUGUUCCCUCGCUACUUCGCGAUUCGCUUUUCGCGCACUCGUUGUUUUGCGGUUUGUUAAUAAAUAUUAAUGUAAAAUA